AGUAGGCGCCAGCCUUAGCUGCAGUGGGGACUGGGGCGCGGAGGAGGCGGACACGUGGCAACUGCAGCAGAGGCAGCGGCGGCAGCAGGCAGCAGGCACCCGGAGCGGGAGCGGCCCGCGCCCCGGUCGCCCCUUCGCCAGCCCCGGCCCCGGCCCCGGCUCCGGCUCCAGCUCCUCUCGGCCCGGCGCCGGGAGUUGAUCCUUUUACCUGUUUGAUUCCCAGGAGACAGGUCCCGGCACAGCGGGCACCAGACCACCGCAGCCAUGGGGAAGGGGGUCGGACGUGAUAAAUAUGAGCCUGCAGCAGUGUCGGAGCAUGGAGAUAAAAAAAAGGCCAAGAAGGAGAAGGACAUGGAUGAACUUAAGAAAGAAGUUUCAAUGGAGGACCAUAAACUUAGCCUUGAUGAGCUUCAUCGGAAAUACGGAACAGACCUGAGCCGGGGUCUAACAAGCGCUCGCGCUGCAGAAAUCCUGGCCCGAGAUGGCCCAAAUGCCCUCACACCUCCUCCCACCACUCCCGAGUGGGUCAAAUUCUGUCGGCAGCUCUUUGGGGGUUUCUCUAUGUUGCUGUGGAUCGGAGCUGUUCUUUGCUUCUUGGCCUACGGUAUCCAAGCUGCCACUGAAGACGAGCCUCAGAAUGAUAACCUCUAUCUUGGCGUAGUGCUGUCUGCUGUCGUCAUCAUCACCGGCUGCUUCUCCUACUACCAAGAGGCAAAGAGUUCAAAGAUCAUGGAGUCCUUCAAAAACAUGGUUCCCCAGCAAGCCCUUGUGAUUCGAAAUGGUGAAAAAAUGAGCAUAAAUGCCGAAGAGGUUGUAGUUGGCGAUCUAGUUGAGGUGAAAGGAGGUGACCGAAUCCCAGCUGAUCUCCGAAUCAUUUCUGCCAAUGGAUGUAAAGUAGACAAUUCUUCCCUCACUGGUGAAUCUGAACCACAAACCAGGUCUCCUGAUUUCACUAAUGAAAAUCCACUGGAAACAAGGAACAUUGCCUUUUUUUCUACCAACUGCGUGGAAGGCACCGCCCGAGGCAUCGUUGUGUACACUGGAGACCGCACUGUAAUGGGACGAAUUGCUACACUUGCAUCUGGGCUAGAAGGUGGUCAGACUCCCAUUGCAGCAGAAAUCGAGCAUUUCAUCCAGCUUAUCACUGGUGUGGCUGUGUUCCUGGGAGUUACCUUCUUCAUCCUUUCUCUGAUUCUUGAAUACACUUGGCUGGAAGCUGUCAUUUUCCUGAUUGGUAUCAUUGUUGCCAAUGUGCCAGAGGGCUUGCUGGCCACUGUCACGGUCUGUCUGACUCUGACUGCCAAAAGAAUGGCCCGGAAAAACUGCCUGGUCAAGAACUUAGAAGCUGUGGAGACACUGGGCUCCACGUCCACCAUCUGCUCUGAUAAAACUGGAACCCUCACACAGAAUCGGAUGACCGUGGCUCACAUGUGGUUUGACAACCAAAUCCACGAAGCUGACACCACAGAAAACCAGAGCGGUGUCUCUUUUGAUAAGACUUCAGCUACUUGGCUUGCUCUCUCCAGAAUUGCAGGACUGUGUAACCGUGCUGUGUUUCAGGCUAAUCAGGAAAACCUACCUAUUCUGAAGCGGGCAGUUGCUGGAGAUGCUUCUGAAUCAGCCCUCUUAAAAUGCAUUGAAGUAUGCUGUGGUUCCGUCAAGGAAAUGCGAGAGAGAUACGCCAAAAUUGUAGAGAUACCCUUCAACUCCACCAACAAGUAUCAGCUGUCUAUCCACAAGAACGCAAAUGCAUCUGAACCCAAACAUCUGCUGGUGAUGAAGGGUGCUCCUGAGAGGAUCCUGGACCGCUGUAGCUCUAUCCUGAUCCAUGGCAAAGAACAGCAGCUUGAUGAGGAACUAAAAGAUGCCUUUCAAAAUGCCUACCUGGAGUUGGGAGGCCUUGGAGAAAGAGUACUAGGCUUUUGCCACCUCCUCCUGCCUGAUGAUCAGUUUCCUGAAGGAUUUCAGUUUGAUACAGAUGAAGUGAACUUCCCUGUGGACAACCUCUGCUUUGUUGGGCUCAUCUCCAUGAUUGAUCCUCCCCGAGCUGCUGUCCCUGAUGCUGUGGGCAAGUGCAGAAGUGCUGGCAUUAAGGUCAUCAUGGUCACUGGGGACCAUCCAAUCACAGCUAAGGCUAUUGCGAAAGGUGUAGGCAUCAUCUCAGAAGGCAAUGAGACUGUGGAAGACAUUGCUGCCCGUCUCAACAUUCCUGUGAGCCAAGUGAAUGCCAGAGACGCCAAGGCCUGUGUGGUACAUGGCACUGAUCUGAAGGACAUGACCUCAGAACAACUAGAUGACAUCCUGAAGCAUCACACUGAGAUUGUCUUCGCCAGGACCUCUCCUCAGCAGAAGCUCAUCAUUGUGGAAGGCUGCCAGAGACAGGGUGCUAUUGUGGCUGUGACUGGGGAUGGUGUGAACGAUUCCCCUGCCCUGAAGAAAGCAGACAUUGGGGUUGCCAUGGGCAUCUCUGGCUCUGAUGUGUCCAAGCAGGCUGCUGACAUGAUCCUCCUGGAUGACAACUUUGCUUCUAUUGUGACUGGAGUUGAAGAAGGUCGACUGAUCUUUGAUAACCUGAAAAAAUCCAUUGCCUACACACUGACCAGUAACAUUCCAGAAAUCACCCCUUUCCUCAUCUUCAUCAUUGCAAAUAUCCCUCUGCCCUUGGGGACUGUCACCAUUCUCUGCAUUGACUUGGGUACUGACAUGGUACCAGCUAUUUCCCUGGCUUAUGAGCAAGCUGAGAGUGACAUCAUGAAGAGACAACCCAGAAAUCCGAAAACUGACAAACUGGUAAACGAGCGGCUGAUCAGCAUGGCCUAUGGCCAGAUUGGCAUGAUCCAAGCUCUUGGAGGCUUCUUUACAUACUUUGUGAUUCUGGCAGAGAAUGGCUUCUUACCCUCAGGCCUGUUAGGGAUCCGAGUGGACUGGGAUGACCGAUGGGUGAACGAUGUUGAAGACAGCUAUGGGCAGCAAUGGACCUACGAACAGAGGAAAAUAGUGGAGUUCACUUGCCACACAGCCUUCUUUGUCAGUAUUGUGGUGGUGCAGUGGGCUGACUUGGUCAUUUGUAAAACCAGAAGGAAUUCAGUCUUCCAGCAGGGAAUGAAGAACAAGAUCUUAAUAUUUGGCCUCUUUGAAGAAACUGCCCUUGCUGCCUUCCUUUCAUAUUGUCCCGGAAUGGGUGUUGCCCUAAGGAUGUAUCCCCUCAAACCAACUUGGUGGUUCUGUGCCUUCCCUUAUUCCCUCCUUAUCUUCGUGUAUGAUGAAGUCAGAAAGCUUAUCAUCAGAAGGAGCCCUGGUGGCUGGGUGGAGAAAGAAACCUAUUAUUAAUCUCCCUGUACUGCACGUCGUUCCACAUAUUCUGCAUCCAUCGCCACCUCUUUGUGUAAAUCAGUCUUGGAAUUCAGAAAUUUACCCCGGUAGGAAAGCACCGAAGCAUGUGGGGGAAGCAAGGUGUCCCAGAAUGAAGCAUGUAGAUACGGGGGGGAGGGGGGAGGGGGCUGCCUGUAUACAUCCGUCUGUGGGAAGGUUUUUAUGUGCCUUUUUGUUUUUGUAAAAAAGGAAAAACCGGAAAGACUGAAAGCAUACAUUUUAUAUCUGGAUUUUUACAAUAAAGAUGGAUUAUAACUGAA
Molecule: messenger RNA, 3632 nt
Organism: Dromiciops gliroides (monito del monte)
Lineage: Eukaryota; Metazoa; Chordata; Mammalia; Microbiotheria; Microbiotheriidae
Gene: ATP1A1
Product: ATPase Na+/K+ transporting subunit alpha 1
Exons: 23
Coding region: 265-3330 (1021 amino acids)
Biological process (GO): potassium ion import across plasma membrane; proton transmembrane transport; intracellular sodium ion homeostasis
Cellular component (GO): membrane
Molecular function (GO): P-type sodium:potassium-exchanging transporter activity; ATP binding; ATP hydrolysis activity
Source: RefSeq, a predicted model, not a curated record